GGCCCUGCCAGACACGCUGUGGCACUCAGUGAUAGAGGAAUUUCAUAAAAUUAACCAGAAUCCAUGAGUUGUACAAAAACAGAUCCCCCAAAUUGUCUCUGUUGCAUUUCUCAAGGAAUUUGGCAGUUUAAUGCGAUGAUAAGAAUUUCUUCUCAUAAAAUGCCCAGAGCUUCUGAACCAAACACACCAGGGAGCAGCUUUCUUUUAAUGUAGGAAAAAUCAACAGUUUAUGUGAAAUCCCAGCACCAGCUCCAAUGUAUUGAGAGAAUGUCUCAGAUUAGCUCGUGCAAUUGUACUUUAGACACUUUCUCUCUAGUGCCUGGAUUUCACUCUUAGAUUGCUGGGAAAGAAGGAAGUCAAAACCUUCUGAUAGACACUUCCUCUGACUGGAUACGUCUGUCAUCUUGGUUCAUGCAUAAAUACGAGGCAACUCUUAGACAGUCCGCCUUCUUGUAGCCUCUCAUCUUCCUCUGCACUUGCCAUGGCUGGAGAAAUAGUAUAUGCUGAUUUAAACAUUCCUGAAGCUUUUUCCACUUCAAAGUCACUGCAUCCAUCUCAGCACCCCAAUAUCACUCAGUGCCCACGCUGGCAUCGGCUGGCUCUAUGGCUUGGAUGGGCUGGGAACAUCAUCCUGGUGGCAGCUGUGAUCGCGCUUGGUGUUUCGGGUCAGACUGGAAGACUGAGAACAACAAAUGGAAUUGAAUGUAAUUCCAGUCUGAAGGAUUCCCAGUCUUCCUCGAAUCAAAGUGUGUAUCCAAAGCCAGACAACAACUCAACAGAGGGCUGUGAGUGCAAACUGUGCCCCGCUGGCUGGCUGCCGCACAAAAACAAGUGCUAUUGGGUCUCUAAAAAAAGUAAAACAUGGAAUGAGAGUCGUGUGGACUGCUCAGCGAAGAGCUCUCAAAUGCUCGUGAUCCAAGACAAGGAGGAGAUGGCGUAUAUACUGAGUAUUCCACAAUUGAACCUGGUUUGGCUUGGACUCAGUGUUACAUCCCCAGAGAGGAAAUGGACCUGGGUGGACGGCUCCACGUUCGAUGAAACACUGUUCCAUCUAACAGGAGCUGCUGAAAGGGAGAGCUGUGUGAUGAUGAAAGGGAACGGUGCUAUUUCGGAAACCUGCAUGGCUUUAGCUAAAUGGAUUUGUGAGAAAGUUGCCCUGAAAUUAAGCAGUCACACCAAUGAGCUGCACUUGCGUAACUGAAAUAGCAAGUGUCCUUGUUUAUUUUCUCAAAGAAAAACACAUUUGCUAAUUAAAGAAUUCUAAAGCCUCCAACAAACCCAUUUUCCAAGGAAGAUCCUUUCACUUGUUCCUCAGGAACUGGGUCUGAUUUCAUGAGGAGCUGUCUGCCUCCUGGGCUUUGUGUGUGAGCAGACACACUUGGCUCUUAGGAACCGUUUGAAAAUUAAAAGUUGUAAAGCACCAAUGUUACCGCUGGAGACCUAUGUGCCAUUUGGCCACAUCUCAGAAAGGCACGGUUUUGAUCAUUCUUCCACCCUGCCCUACUUUCAGUCGUAGCCUCUAAUUCUGUGGGAGAUUUAGGUGAAGAAGCACCAGUUUGUAUUCCCACAUCUGGUAGUUGCUUACCAUUUAUGCACCCAAAUAUGAGCACACAGUAGCCUCCAAGACUCUGAAACUGGGUCCUCAGCAACCAGCUAUCCCUCUCUCUCUGUGGCUCCCUGCAGCAAAUCCAGACUGCUUUGCUGUGGCGGAUUUAAAGUUAGUGGGGCCAUGUGCUCAGCUUCAUUUUUGCCCCCCCCCCCCCCCCCCCCUUGGGAACCAGCCAAGAAAAAAAACAUUCUUUCUUAUCUCCUCCCACCCCUGUUUUUCAUUCUUUUUUUCUUCAUCCUCCUCCUAUAAGUAAUAGGAAGUAAAUGAAAAUAGAAUGGGGUAUCUUGAUUGUUUUUGUAGCCUAACUUAUUUUUGCUAACCAUUUGAAAAUCACGGAGGGUCUCGGCGGACCACUUAAUGAUCUUUCCAAAUAUUGUUUGUACCGUUAGCUAACUAUUGUAAAGCACUUUGGAUAAAAGCACUUUAU
This is a messenger RNA of Chelonia mydas (Green sea turtle), 2036 nucleotides long. Its product is annotated as killer cell lectin-like receptor subfamily B member 1B allele B. The record is from RefSeq and is a predicted model, not a curated record. The transcript is spliced from 7 exons. The coding region runs from base 482 to 1201 and encodes 239 amino acids. NCBI's taxonomy places the organism in Eukaryota, Metazoa, Chordata, Testudines, Cheloniidae.